AUGCUCGAGGUAGAGGAUUCACUUGUCGACGACAAUGACGAUCACAAGAUGCUAUCAAGGAGUCAUCAACUGAUUGACAUGAAUGCACUUGUGCUUUUGUGUCGAGCUGAGCAACAAUUGACAUCAGGAGAAGGUGGCCACGCCACGGAGUUCAACAAUGCGCCAGGGUUGCGAGACAAAUAUGUCAAGCAACAACUAAGGUGGACAUUCCAAGGCAGCCAUUGCAAAUCUACCGCCAUGCACAAGUGCCUUGAAUGGUGCCACGUGCCACGGGCGCAGGUUCAGGUUCAGGCGCAUAGCUCCAUCGACUCAUUCAUGCCUCUCUGGUCCAUAUAUGCCAACGAGGCGUGCAAUUCUCGACUGGUCCAGCCCCCCUGGCAUGAUAUAUGCGAGGCCGAAAUGGGAAUAUCGCCCACCGCUCUGCUUUACACCUUGUGCCGCUAUGACAGCACCGGUCGGCUGCCUGCCCCGGGUAGUCUUGACAUACACCAGUUUAUUAAACGAUAUCUGGACCUUUUUGUCACUGAUGAUUCGCCGUCGGAAGGCAUGCCAUGGCGGCUGUGUGAUAUUCGGCAGCUGGUAAGCCAGACGCUAUAUGUACCUCUCCCCCGUUCCCAUGCUGCUGACGGAGAGUCCAUUCCUCUCUUCUUCAGCAGCCAGGAAAACCAGCGCUCGAUGGAGGCGGGAGACGCCGAAGACAUGUCGCUAUCUGAGUACAGCUGCAUCGACGCUGGCGCAGGCGGAUAUGACUUCCACCUCGACCUAGCAGGGAUGUCAGAAAACACCGUUGAGCUCUGCUAG
Molecule: messenger RNA, 801 nt
Organism: Verticillium alfalfae VaMs.102
Lineage: Eukaryota; Fungi; Ascomycota; Sordariomycetes; Glomerellales; Plectosphaerellaceae
Exons: 1
Coding region: 1-801 (266 amino acids)
Source: RefSeq, a predicted model, not a curated record